AUGGAAGUAUCUGGCCAAAAGUGUAUGAAAGACAAAGAUGAUACACUGUGUAGUUUCUGCGAAGAUUUUGAUAUAACAACUUGUGCCGAUGGGUUUUGCGUAGAAUGUGAAGUUUACUUUUGCAAUUCAUGUUUUGUGAAACAUAAAGGACGUAAAAUUAGUAGAAAUCAUUCCUUGGUAAAACUUGACGAUUCAAAUUCAGUGAAAAUAACGGCUGAUGAUUCGUAUGAAACAUGUCAGCAGCACAAUGGAGAAUUCGUGAAAUUUUAUUGUCCAAAGCACGAACAGGUUUGCUGUGGAGAAUGUGGCGUUUUAAAUCAUAAUGAAUGCAAGUUGGAAUUCAUUCGGGACAAAGUUGCUGCCUUUAGUACAAGCCAAGAUUCUAGAAAUAUCAUACAAGAGAUAACUAGAUGCACGAAAGAGGCUGAAGAUAGUUCCUUAUUACUUGUGAUCAACAGACAACAGAUUGCCAAAUUCUAUGAGCAAUUUGUUCGUGACGUAGAGGCAUUCGCAGAUCAUGUAAUUGAGCGUAUACAAAAAAUGAAAUCUAGCGUUCUGAAUCAGGCAAAGGAGGUUAUGUUGAACGACAAGAAAACAAUGGACGAUCUACAGAAGCAGACCGAUGACUUAAUUGCAGAAUUGUCACGUCAAAACAAUAUGCUAGAAUCAAGAAUUAAUCAGCCGAACAAGUUUUUCGUAGCUUCUCUGCAAGUAAAGUCGUUUUUGAAAAAGACAAAGAGAAAUUUUGAUAUUGUAAAAAAGGAAAACAUAGUGACUCAGUAUAAAUUCAAGCGUGACGAAGAACUUGCUGAAUCAAUUAAAGAAAGCAAGGUGAUUGGGUCGCUCAUUAAACAGUCAGAAAAUACGUCUUUAUUUAUUAUAAAGCAUGCAAAGAGUGAAAGCAGAACCAAACAGACUGAGAAAGAAUUGGCAGUGGCGUGUGAAAGAGAAGACACGACGAGGGCAGUAGCGCACCAAAAGCUUCAACCAUUACAUGACAGGAAACUAUUUUGCAGAAAUCUAAAAAUAGAUGGCGAAUGUCUCAGUUAUGCCGCAUACGGAAGUAAUGCUAUUGGAUUGUAUGUGUUCAAGGAGAAUGUGCGUGCGGGAUCAUUCUUUGAAAUUGAGAUAUUAAGCAUGGGUAAAAGCGGGUCGUUAGCUAUUGGUGUAGUGCCAGAUAACUAUCCUGACAAUCUUCUACCGGGCGUAGGCAAAUAUUCCUUCGGAUACCAUUCAGACGGCAAGGUGUAUACAGAAAGCAAAUCCGAUAAAAAAUCUGGUGAUGCAUGGAAAGUCGGCGAUCGAAUCACGUGCGAUGUUGUUCUGUAAGUAUUUAGUAUUUUUAGCGUUGCUCGUUUCUAAUGAUUUGCUUUAUAAUUAAGAU
This is a messenger RNA of Ruditapes philippinarum (Manila clam), 1384 nucleotides long. RefSeq lists its product as uncharacterized. Lineage: Eukaryota; Metazoa; Mollusca; Bivalvia; Venerida; Veneridae. The coding region runs from base 1 to 1329 and encodes 442 amino acids. The record is from RefSeq and is a predicted model, not a curated record. The transcript is spliced from 7 exons. Gene Ontology annotation, molecular function: protein binding; zinc ion binding.